CCUGAAUUAAUAACUGCUCCCAAGAAAAACGUCCCGUCUCGUCCCCCAGUAGAUUAUCAGCUAAUCGACACGGCCGGAUCUUUAUCCCCAGAAAGGCAGCAAAAAGUUUACUUUCUCCCCAACCGCUACCAAAAAACCAAAGAGCAAAAAGAAGGCUUAAACCAAUUAAACGAGACGAGACGAGACGUGAAAGCCGGAGUAGUAUUGCCUACCUUGUCCCAGCGCCCCGCUUUGUAUGAAGAAAUGAAAUUAUUAGAUGAAAAAUUUGUCAAACCUGAUAAGAAAAAAAAGGCUCUAGAUAGUGAUUUUCCUAAAUUGGCUGCGGCUGCUUUUCCUACGGCAAAAAAGGAGCAUUUACAAUUAUUUA
Messenger RNA from Entrophospora sp. SA101, 367 nucleotides. The record is from the annotation of a GenBank genome assembly. NCBI's taxonomy places the organism in Eukaryota, Fungi, Glomeromycota, Glomeromycetes, Entrophosporales, Entrophosporaceae.